This is a messenger RNA of Xiphophorus maculatus (southern platyfish), 2563 nucleotides long. RefSeq names its product interleukin-17 receptor E-like (gene il17re). The transcript is spliced from 17 exons. The record is from RefSeq and is a predicted model, not a curated record. NCBI's taxonomy places the organism in Eukaryota, Metazoa, Chordata, Actinopteri, Cyprinodontiformes, Poeciliidae. Gene Ontology annotation, molecular function: interleukin-17 receptor activity. Bases 178 to 2427 code for a protein of 749 amino acids.
AGCCUCAGUACAGCGGAGGAGGAAGAAAACCCCCAGUGAGGCAGCCGCUCUGACGGCUGUUACCAGAAGCAGCCUGUGACGGCGACCAGCGGAAACCUCGCAGCUUCAUGCGGGAGCAGCGGCGUGUUUAACGGAGACAUUCCCGCGUCUGUUUCUUCGAGUUUCAGUCCGCAGAAGAUGACUUUUAGCGCCGUGUUGAUGCUGCUGCUCACCGCCUUGCGCUGCCAGCAGGUGGGCUCCGUCAAAUGCCGGAAGGUUCAUCAAACCGCUGUCUCAGAUGUUGUUCGGGGACAUUGUCCCAUAAACUUGACCUCUCACCCGCCGACAGCAAUAGAGACAAGCAGUGGAUAUUAUGAAAUGAUAAGAGUCCACGUUUGGAUUAAUUCUACUGACUUUCAUCAGAUUGAAAUGGAAGGACACUAUAAAGAUGUUUUCAGGCCGUACAAUAACUGCAAAAUAGAGAGUCAUAGUAGACCCAUCAGGUGUUGCAAGAAUUCGACGAACUCUCACCUGUGGAAGCUGGAGCUUAACUUCAAAGCUUACUCUAGAAAGAGCGUUUCUGUGUCGUACAGCUCAAAAUCGAUAAACUGCAGUGUUCGUUACGUUGUUCCAGGUCCUCAGCCAAACUUCAGGCUGUCUGUGAAUAAGUCAUCCAAAACUAUUUCAGUCCAUGUGGAUUCUGGAGACCCGGUGAAUAUCAGAUGGUGUUAUGAAGAUAGUUAUGGCGACUGCAGUAACGGGCAUUCACUAACUAAAAACCGCUCAGCUGUUAUCACCAUCCCCUAUCUGCUGCCCUGUGUGUGUGUAGAGGUGUACUACACCUACAGAGAUGCCUCAAGACGUAGAAAGUGCCCAUUUCGAAAUGAAAGCCUUAUUGACAACAGAGAAAUCCUGCAGACCUCUGAGGUGACUGUGUUUGAGUCCUACUUGUUGUGGACCCCACAGUGUCCUGAAUGCAGAAAGCAAGUCUCUGCUGCCCUCUGCUGGAAGAUGCAUAACAACGUCUGCAUACCUAUUCCCAACUCCACUCUGGAGAAGAACAAUGAACCUGCCCUGCAAAUCAAAACAUCCACAGUGGAUAAACACCCCCAGAUAUGUGUGCAGUUUUUCAUCCAAGAUAGCCACUCCAUCUAUUGUCUCUUCGAUAAACCUUCUUGGGAAACACAUAUCACGCCAGCCAGACAAAGCGUGUUGGUGCAUAUUACCUCCACUGUGUCUGCAACGUUUUCAGCUCAACUCUGUCUUCUUACUGAGGCAGGAUGUGUGCCUAGGGGACAAAUCCACUCAGAAACAAUGGCCACCAAUCACCAAUCAGUCAGAAUAAAUGUACCCAUUCAGGACAUUACUGAGAGGUCAUGUGUGCAGGUGUGGCAAUCAGAUCCGGCUCUUAGUGGGAGAAGAAUCCUGUGCCCGGACUACACACACAACAGGUGGGGUGUUUAUGCAAUUGGAGUUUUGCUACUUGUUCUCAUCUGCAUGUUACUUGGAUCUUUCAUUCACCGUGCCACCAAAAGUGGAAAGGCAGGAUGGCUGACCAUUCAGAGGCCGGUGCUGCUGGUGUGUUCGUCGGAUCAGUCGGCCCACGUCUCUGCUGUGUGCGCCUUGGCCUCCAUACUGCAUGAGGAACUGGAUGCACCAGUGCACACUGCUCUUUGGUCCCAAAGCUCUCAAACGCAGGCUCAGAAUGGGGCUAGUGUGGCGGAUCUGGGUCCACUUCCUUGGCUGUACGGGCAGUGGGAAGCUGUCCGCGAGGCGCAGGGAAAAAUUCUGAUCAUGUGGAGUCCUGAAGCUAAAAGAACUUAUCAGAGAUGGAGAGGUAGUAGGGUGGAUAUGGAUAAUAGUUGGAGAACUGACAAAAUCAGGGCACCAGUGCAUGAUUAUUUAAAGGUGACUGGGUCUAGGGUGGAAAAAAACAACAAUGAGAAAUGUAUAGAAAGCAGAAGAGUUAAUUGUUUUGAGGAUGAAGAUUCACAAAAGGAGCCAUCCACUGUUAUAAAGCCCAUGUUUGUGGCUGCUCUGGCUUCUCUAGAAGCAGCUCUGCUGCAGGGCAAAGGCAAAGAUGUUGCUAUUGUUUACUUCCAGGGCCUCUGCCACAGCCGGGACAUCCCGCAUGCCUUCAAAGGGGUCCCUCGCUUCUGUUUACCUCAAGAAUUUAGCGGACUCAUACAGGAGCUGGCAGAAGGGAGAGAAGGGACAAAAAGCGGCAAGUUCAGAUGGCACUGCUGGCCCAGACUCCUGUCUAAAGUUCUGUCUGCGUGCCUGGCUCGCCAGCUGACCCAGAGGCUACAAACAGUUCUGCCUCAGACACGAGCGCAGCGUGUCUCAUCAGCAAUAAAAACGUCAUCGGAUCAGACAAAGAGCAGGUGGAAGCCGCCUCUCGUUGGCUCUCCCAACAGCAAACAGGAGCAGGAGCCUGUGCACAGGUAGCUAUGGGGAACUGGGAAGCUUUGAUCUCCGGUUUCACACACCAGAAAUGUGCCCUGCGGGAAACAUCCAUCCAUCCAUCCAUUUUCUAACACCCUUGUCCCUAGUGGGGUCGGGAGGGCUGCUGGUGCCUAUCUCC